Messenger RNA from Athalia rosae (coleseed sawfly), 5026 nucleotides. RefSeq names its product cytohesin-1 (gene step). Gene Ontology annotation, biological process: regulation of ARF protein signal transduction. The record is from RefSeq and is a predicted model, not a curated record. Gene Ontology annotation, molecular function: guanyl-nucleotide exchange factor activity. The coding region runs from base 851 to 2179 and encodes 442 amino acids. The transcript is spliced from 6 exons. Lineage: Eukaryota; Metazoa; Arthropoda; Insecta; Hymenoptera; Athaliidae.
UUUGCGAUUCUGGUUACGUAGAAAUAUUUGCGAGAGGAAAUAUCGUUUGGAAGUCUUUCCGAGAGAGGCGCUUCUUUCGUUCAUUUCUGGUACGGAGUUAAAAUCCCCCAAGAAUACGUUUAAACGACCUACGAUCAGUUGCACGCUGUCCACUGACAGUAGCGGUUGAUCUCGUUUCGUCGCGGAGUUAUUUGCCAUGCUCUGGAAAAAUAAAGUCCAUUAUUUAUGCGAUCACGAAUUUGUUUACCGUGAUAAACCGCCUAUGGUCAGUGGUAGUAAAAUUUGCGAUAACACGAAUCAACGGGUAAUUAUCGCGGAUAAAAUAUCUGGUGCAAUAAUUAUUACCACUGCGGUCCAACGUUGCGAAAAAAAACAUUGAUAAUAAGAAAAGGAGAAUUUGUUUUUCAACAACGGUUGUUUUAUUUAUGUGCUCGUGUGUUAUUUAUUAGCGAAUAAUUAAAUUAAAUAAACUAUUGGGAUAAGACCCAAAUGAGUAUAAUCGCAAGUGUUCACUCGAAAGGAAUAAGAUAAAGGAAUAAGUUUGAAAUCGCGCUGGCGCGAAGCAACGUGACUCUAAAUUGUUUAAAACAAAAAGUAAACUAGAAAAUUUCACGUGCCAAUUGUUAUUUUGAAGUAAUUUUUGUUCAUCUGGUUUUUAUUUUUUCAAUGAAAUUUUUUUCCCAGAUUUAUUUGUAAUUAGUGAAAAUUCAUGCCAGUGGGGAUAUACCAGACGUUGGUGAUAGAAGAAGUUUUGUUUUCUUCGGUUUUUAAUUUUAUCAACUUUUAAUUAAUUACGUGCGACAGUGAAGAGAGACGAUUGAAUAAAAUUUCGCACACACUGGCGCCACAAAUGAUUUUUACGGGGAGGUCGGUGGACGCCCUGGACGAUGUAGUCCGGGGUGAAGUGGACCAUAAUGAUCUUCAUCAGGAUCAACGUAGAGACGUUAGCGCUGUCGCGAUAGCCUCCGGUUGGUUUUCAAGUUUGAGAAGACCCGGGAAAAAAAAUAAAAAAGGACAAAACGGAAAACAGAAGCAGGCCAAAAGCGCUUGGGAUCUCACCACACUGACAAUGCAACUUAAAGAUGAGUUGGGUGAAGUUGUCGCUGAAAUGGAAGCAAUGGAGGGCGGUGGUCUGGCGUCGGACGAGACGAAACCAUCGAAUAAAACUAAGCAAACGACCAUCGGUAGAAAAAAAUUCAAUAUGGAUCCAAAAAAAGGGAUAGAAUAUCUUAUAGAACACAAUCUAUUGGCAUCGACACCGGAAGAUGUUGCUCAAUUUUUGCACAAAGGCGAAGGAUUGAACAAAACUGCGAUAGGCGAUUACCUCGGAGAGCGACAUGAUUUCAACGAAAGAGUGCUAAAAGCUUUCGUCGAACUUCAUGAUUUUACGGAUCUGAUAUUGGUGCAAGCAUUGAGACAAUUUUUAUGGUCGUUUAGACUGCCCGGCGAAGCGCAAAAAAUUGAUCGAAUGAUGGAAUGCUUCGCUCAAAGAUACUGUCAACUUAAUCCAAAUAUUUUUACAAAUACCGACACGUGUUAUGUACUCAGUUUUGCUAUCAUUAUGCUGAAUACCUCUCUGCACAAUCCUAGUGUCAAGGAUAAGCCUAGUACGGAACAAUUCAUUUCCAUGAACAGAGGAAUUAAUAACGGCGGUGAUCUUCCCAGGGAACUUUUGGUGAGUUUGUACGAGAGCAUAAAAACCGAACCUUUUAAAAUUCCUGAGGACGAUGGAAACGACCUCAUGCACACGUUCUUCAACCCGGAUAAAGAAGGAUGGCUUUGGAAACAAGCAGGUGGAAGGUACAAAAGUUGGAAGCGACGUUGGUUCAUUUUAAACGACAAUUGCUUGUACUAUUUUGAAUAUACAACGGACAAAGAACCACGAGGAAUUAUACCGCUUGAAAAUAUUCAAGUUAGGGAAGUACAAGAUCGGCACAAGCCUCAUUGCUUCGAAUUGUAUGCAGCUGGGUCAGAAUUUAUCAAAGCUUGUAAAACGGACAGCGAAGGAAAAGUCGUAGAAGGGAAACACACGGUAUACAGGAUGUCUGCCGCGACGGAUGAGGAGAAAGAUGAAUGGAUAAAAUGCGUCCGGCAAAGUAUAUCACACAAUCCUUUCUACGAUAUGUUAGCUGCUCGGAAGAAAAAGGCGCAGAAAACAAACGUCCACUCUAAGAGUUAAGCGUAUUUGAUAGAAAAAACUGAGUUGACUUUUGGCUCAGUGUUGCACAAGACUGUAUAAUGUUCAGGACGUUCGGAGUUCUGCGCAGCUUUGGAGAUCGUCCCGGGUCGUCCGAUGGAAAAGUACCGACAUCGAGUACUGGACAUGGAAAAAUAAGUGUGAAGUUGUUCUCCCCGUGAAAACUACUCUACGUUACAGGAACCACCGUGACCAGUGAUAUCCUGUUGUACCUUUGGCCUGGAUAGCUAACUCUGAAAUCAGAUUGUAAAUAUUAGUUUUUAGCUUUGAGCUUACGCAGAGAUUGAGGUUUUCACAUGAAUUGAAGUUAACGAACAAAGAUAACCUCUGAACGUUUCCAUAAAAUCAUUUUCGUUGUAUUCAUGUUUCGCGCGUGUGUACUGUUGAUAUUGAAUUCAUGAAAAUUAUUAAUUCGAGGAUCAAAUACUCUGAUGAUUUUUAAAUGAUUUUUAACGAUCAAAAACAUUUUGUUUCUAGUGUACAGGAAGAAAGUUUAAAUCAGUUUCAAAUCAAGAAAUAUGAAUUUACUAAGGAAAAUGACUUUCGGAGCAGAUAGAUUCUUCAUAGUUGCAAGGUUAUUCUCAUUUGGUUAUAGAGUUAGCUUUCAAAGUAAUGCGGUAAACUCUGCAUAGUCGGUGAGUAGCUUCUGCAACGUAAUUACUACGAAGAAAGAUUUAAUUUUUCCAUUUCUCAAAUAAAUGAGAUGUAUCAAAGCUUCCGGAGGAUGUGAUGAUACGCAGACGAAUACAGGUUAGCGACCGAUUAGAAUUAGCUGUUGAAAUAUGAGUUUGCUACAGUUUAUUCGACGUUGAUUUGCUUUAUUCUGUUUCGUUGGCAAUUGAAACGAACUUCCAGAAUUCAGGCUCAUCCUCGCAAUUAUUUAUAUUAAUACAAGAAAAGAAAGCUUUCGUUGAAGUUACUCUGCACAAUUUUCAACGUGUUGAAUGAAAACAGGUAGAAGGAAGGUGAGCAAGGAAGUUAUGAAACAUACUUCAAAAUCCCGACUAAAUUAUUAGUCUUUUUUUUUCUAAUAGCCUGGAAGACAAGCGUCUUGAAAGCUUUAAUAUUAAAUUUAUCUUUGCCUAGAAUAGGCUUACAAAUGAACCUCUAAGUGGGACGUGUAAACUUCGAAUAAAUAUUAUGUACCUAUUAACGUCUUAGCGCCACUCCAAGAUGGCCCCGAUUAAAGCUUUGUUAUCAAAAAUAAAAAUAAAAAGCUUUGUCGUCUGAAAAAAUUAAAAAUCUAAAUAAUCAUAUCGAUAACGGACCUAGUCCGAUCAGAUUACUGAUAAUUAUUUGUUAGUCGAAGGUAUUAUAUAAUAAAUAAGCAUUAAAUGAUCGGAGGGAUACAAAGCGUGUAUAAAUGUGAUAGCUGUUUAUUUAUUUGAACAAAUGUAAAAAUAGACAUUAGAUACAUAAUAAUUGGUAAUUAAUUAAUUGAAGAAUUUAUAAUAUACUGUAAUUAAUUAAGUACUGUACUAUUUUAGUACAGGUUUGUAAGUAUGGCUUGUUGAGUAGCCAAAUGACAGAAUAUUCGCUCCCUAUUACCCUAUGUAUAUUAAUUAAUUAUCUGCAUUACAUACGUUUAUGUAUGCAUGUGUAUGUUCUUAUUUACCAAUAUACAUAAAUAUUUAUAUAUACAUAAUAUGAAUGUAUAAAAUGGAAAUAAUACUCAUGUAUAAUGUAUACAUAUAUUCUAUAUACAUGCAAACAUACGCGCUCGUCGCCACCGGAUGUUUAAAAGAAUGCAUAUGUAAUUUGACAAAUUGACAAUAUACCCGUGUGCGUUUGUAUAUACAUUUUUUUAAAUAUCAUCUAUCAAUUAUUCAUUUGUUCGUGUGCGUUAUAGAAAUUUCAUUAUUCGAUAAAUACUUGAAAGACAAAAAAGAUAUUGAAGGAUCUGUAGGGUUUUCAGAGUGAACAUUUAAUUCACUUUGAAAAGGACUCAAGUUUUAUUUUAUUUAUUUUUAUUUGUAAUUUUAUUUUAUUUGUUUUUGUUUAUUUUCUACAAAGCUAUUAUGAAUCUAAACGGUAUGAGUCUUGUAUGAUUCCUUUCCUUAAAAAGUAGAUAUCGAUGAUUGUAUAGAUACUGAUCCGUCAUAUACAGGCAUUUAGAAAGUGAAUUUUUACUUGAAAAAGAAAAAAGUAGAAAAAAUAAAAAUGAAGAGCCAUAAUUGAUUGAAAAUAAUACUAAAUCAGACAUCGAAAACGCCUUAUACUGUGACAAGUUAAAACCUAAUUGAAUAACAGGAUCAUAUAAAUAUAAAAAUAAAAUGAAAAUGAAUAAAUAAAAAUACCUAAUCAAAAACUGGAUAAAGUUCUUAGAUUUUUUAACGUUCACACUUUUCUAGGAGAUGAUUAUUAUUGUCGUUAUAGUUUUGAUUUUUAAACGGCGGUUUAGAAGUCAGAUUAUAACCGAAUAAUGAUGAUAAUAGAGACAAUGGACUAGGGGUACCAAUCGACUCAUAAUUAUUUGCCCGUCCCAAAUGAACUGCACCAAUUUAAUCUAUAACUUAAAAUUUUUCUAUUCGUACUGUAUACCGAGAAAAACCAACACAAAAUCAAAAAAUCCUAUAUGAUAAUAAUAUCGUGACCAUAUAAAUAAUAUGAAAUUAUAGUGGUAUGCCAGUUGAUUUUUUGGUGUGCACAUCACUUAAAAAUUGUAUGUAAUAUUUUUUCUGUUUCAAUUGGAAUGAACCAAGAACAAAGAGACCGAAAAAAUUGAAAUAAUGUAUAUAGACUUGUCACUCUUUCCAAUUUUUAGAUUUUACUAUUGCCAGAAAUGGUACGUGAAUAUUUUUUUCCAUUUGCUCGAAAACACGAAAAUAC